CACCCGGCUAGCAGAGCACGGCGGCACCGGCUUCCUCGGCAGGCACGCAACGUCUCGCACUAUGGCGUCGCUCUGAGUUCACUCACACGCCAGUUGUGUACAUACCUCACCGGCAAUCCGUCACCAUCGACGCCUUGAUAAUGGACCUCCGGUCCAGGGGCUAUUUUCGGGGCCAUCGGAAUCACCAAUAGUACUCGUCAAGGACGAAAUUGCUUGAUUUUUGCCAGCACUGUCCCUGUUGCACGCCCCGGGAUCUCAUCAAGUGACAGACAGGAGUAGAGCCGGUUAGCCGCAGCUAGCUCGCUAAAUCAGUUGCCGAAGAAGGGCAUCUUGGUUUGUGUUGGACCGACCUAAAAAAGUCAAGACACCGGGCAGUGACAAUACCGCGAAUCCCGGAGAGGACCCGACGAGAGGCCAACUCCCGGGUUGCAAUUCAGCCGCGCCUUCACACGUUAUCUUGGUUGGCAACACAUCGCCACCCUAAUGCAGAACCAUAAAAGAACGUGAAAUGAAUAAACCACCGCAGCCUAUACCGGGACCCACCUCUGUCCCAAACCCCGCCCCCUCCCCCGGAUUGACGCAGGCCGCCUACGGACCCGGGCAGCCCCCGUCUCUUGUUUUCGCCACACCUUCACCCCCUCAGAUGAACUCUGCUCCCCAGCCAAGACAGUUUGCCGCAGGGCCCCGUACGUUACACCAACAGACAGGAGAGACGAGAAAAGCCUUCCGUUUGGGUCUUGUGUCGAUUCCGGGUGGAUACAGAGCGCUACAGGGUUAUUAUUCGAACCGUCCUGCGAUGGCCACCAGCACGCCGAGGGUCCAAACGAGCAGCGGCCCUCGACCCGUCGGACCCCCCCACGUCUACCCGCCGACCUCACAGAUGAUGAUCAUCCCCCAACAGCAGCUCUCGUUCGCUGGCUCCCCUCAGGGUUACUUCCUGCCCCCUGGACAGUACCGAGCCCCAUACAUGCCACCUACUCAGCAGUAUCCCGUGACCAGCGGGACUGCCGGCUUCUACGCGGGAACCAGCCCUGCUGAAUACUCCGGCUACGAGCCCUCUCUUGCUGCGAGGGAGAGGCGGGGUGGCGGGGGGAGAGGCGGCGGCCGAGAGAACGGCCGUCUCUCUCUCCACGGUGCUCCUCUCACCUCCCAGCGCUACCCCGCAGCAGCAUACUACCCGGCUCAGCCGCCGUACUCUGCGUCUGUCCAGCCCGCACAGGUCAUUAUCAACCCUGCCCAGCAACAGCAACCAGCCCCCCCUCCUCAGCAGCCUCCGGCACCGACACAAGGCCCACCAAAGAGGGAACGUAAACCGGUAGUGUGUCCCAACAAAAGGGCAGCGGACCUCUUGUCUGAGAUCAGAAUACGCGACCCCAACCGGGGCGGACAAGAUAUCACGGAGGAGAUCAUGUCUGGCGGAAGGUCCGCCACGACACCGACUCCACCGCAAGCCAACACCACAGAAGCCGGACCCGCACAGACUAACGGUGAAGUCAUUCCGCCUGUUACAGCAGCCACAAGAUCAGAUGACAACCUCGAGCUGGUUGGCAAUGUUGAAACCCCACCACCACCACCACCACCUCCUCCCACCACAAACCCCGAACCCGCGUUUGAGGCCUCACAGGAAGCAGACAACCAGAACGCGCCGGCCGCAGAAUUGGAACCUGACGCCUCUGACCUGGCUCCCGAGGUGGCGUCCCAACUGGCGGAGGAGCGGCCAGUUCCCUCUCUCCUCCCACCCGUUACAGCGGCCUCCUCCUGCGCGGAGGAAGUUGAAGUCGACGCUAACGUCGCUGACACGGUAGACGCUCCCGUCUGCCCCGCUCCUUCGACGGCGCAAGAGGAGGAACCACCGGCCGCCCCGGCCCCGUGCGAGAAAGCGCCAGAAAAGCAACAAGUGGAGGAAGUGCAUGAGGAAGAGUCCGCCGAGGUCAAAGCAGUAGAGCCUGUUGGUGAACUUGCAGAAGUCGUAGCCCCCAUUGAUUCGGAAACACAGGAAAUGCCUACAGAGAUGGCGACGGAAGCGCCUCAGUCUUCCGUCUCGCCGCAGGAGCCUGCCGCUUCAACGACUCCAAAUGCCGAGCCCCAACCCGAAGCGGCGCCGGCUGAACCGGCGGAGCCUCCUCUCUCCAACGGCCUUCCUCAGGAUGUGGAGGAACUCGCUGAAGAAGACACUACGCCCUGCGACCAGCCAGACACUUGUCAAUCUCAGGAAUCUGAACCUGUGGCUAAAACUGCAGUGCCAGUUGUGGAGGAGAUGGAGCUCGAGGAGAAGGAGGUGCUGCUGGUGGCCGAAGAGAAAAAUAAGGAAGUUGUCAAGGUGGCAAAAAGUGAGGACGUCCCUCCUGUCGCUGUAAACUCUCCUACAGAGGAAUUUACUAUGCAAGCUGCUACGUCUGUGCCAAAGAAGAGGAGGAACAUGAAGGAAAUCAACAAGAAGGAGGCCAUUGGAGACCUCCUCGAUGCCUUCACAGAGGAGCCGGAUGCCAAGCCCGCCUCUGAGCCCUCGUCCACUCAGGCCGACCCCGUCCCUGUUGCUCCAGCUGAACCUCCCGCCGAGGUGGUAGAUGAGACCUGGGAGGAGAAAGAGGACAAGCAGAAUGCAGAACCGCAAUCCAAAACUGAGUCCAGUGACAAGAAAGACCAGUGCAAAGAAGAACACUGGAAGCCAAUAAACCCCGAUGACAAAAAGCGCUACGACCGAAAGUUCCUGCUGGGCUUCCAGUACAGCAGCGCCAGCAUGAACAAACCCGAAGGACUGCCCGUCAUCAACGACGUGGUUCUGGACAAGGUGAUCAAGCCUUCGCUGCGGCCCACGGAGCCAAUUCGAACGAUGAACGUUGGCAUGGAUUUCACCCCCUCGUAUUUGGGCAACCUGGGCAGCAGAUCAGUCGGAGGACUGCGCGGACCGCCCCCCGGGCCACGGCGUUCCCAGCAGGGUCAGCGGAAAGAGCCACGGAAAAUCAUCACCAGCAUGUCGCUCAACGACGACGUGCAGCUCAACAAAGCGGAGAAAGCCUGGAAGCCCUCGACCAAGAAGAGCACCCGUGGCCGUGGCGAGGAGGAACCGGCGCCGACUACCGAUGAAGAGCUCACCCCUGCGCAGGCCCAAACGCAAGAGCUCUUGAAGCGACUGCGCAGUAUCCUCAACAAACUGACGCCGCAGAAGUUCCAGGAGCUGAUGAAUCAGGUGAAGGAGCUGAGCAUCGACACGGAGGAAAGGCUGAAGGGCGCCAUCGACCUCAUCUUUGAGAAAGCCAUCUCAGAGCCCAGCUUCUCCGUGGCCUAUGCCAACAUGUGCCGCUGCCUUUCGGGGUUGAAAGUCCCCGCCACAGACAAACCAGGAUAUAGUGUCACCUUCCACAAACUGCUGGUCAACCGCUGCCAGAAAGAGUUUGAAAAGGACCAGGAUGACGACGUGUUCUUUGAGAAAAAGCAAAAAGAGAUGGAGGCCGCCAAAGAGGAGGAUCGUGAGCGCUUGCGCCUGGAGCUCGAGGAGGGCCGAGACAAGGCCAGGCGGCGCUCGCUGGGCAACAUCAAGUUUAUCGGGGAACUUUUCAAGUUCAAGAUGCUAACGGAAGCCAUCAUGCACGACUGUGUGGUCAAACUACUGAAGAAUCACGACGAAGAGUCUCUGGAGUGUCUGUGCAGGCUGCUCUCCACCAUUGGCAAAGACCUGGACUUCGAGAAAGCCAAGCCUCUUAUGGAUCAGUAUUUCCAUCAAAUGGGAAAGAUCAUCAAAGAGAAGAAAACAUCAUCCCGAAUCCGCUUCGUGAUGCAAGAUGUCUUGGACCUCAGACGGUGUAACUGGGUGCCCCGUAGAGGAGACCAGGGUCCUAAAACCAUCGAGCAGAUCCACAAGGACGCAGAGAUGGAAGAGCACAGGGAGCAGAUCAAAGUCCAGCAGCAGCUCAUGUCCAAAAAGGACACGGGUGGAGGGGGAGGAGGAGGAGGAGGCGGUGGCGGCGGCAGGAUGGGUGGAGGCAUGGGCGGCCGGGGUCCUCACACGCAGGGAGGUGGUCGGGGCAGCCAACCCCAGGAUGAGGGCUGGAACACGGUGCCCAUCACCAAGAGGCCCUACGACACCGCCCGCCUCAAGAUCACAAAGCUCGACAAUCCGGACCUCAACAAUCAGCGGUUGGCUCCGUUAGGCAAAAGCUGGGGCAAAGGUAGCAGCGGAGGAAUGGGAGUCAAAACCGUAACUGGAGACCAAGGUAACUCUGGUCGGCCGACGACCAGCACCGUGAACCGCUUCGGUGCCCUGCAGCAGUCCAGCUCCUUGUCCUCCGACUCGGAUCGUAGAGCUCCACAGAGGCCGAGCUCCAGCCGUGAGCGAGGCGGCGACAGAGAGCGGGCGGAUCGGGACCGAGAUCGAUUCGACCGCUUUGACCGCGACGACAGAAGCAGUCGAAGCCAAAUCACCAAGCGGAGCUUCAGCAGAGAAACGGAGGAGCGCGGCGGGAGGGACGGCGAUAACAAGCCUACCAAUGAGCCCGUGCGCCGCGUGGCCAGCAUGACGGACAGCCGGGACCGGGGCAGCCGGGACCGGGGCAGCCGGGACCGGGGCAGCCGGGACCGAGGCAACAGAGAUGGACGAAGCCCGGACAUAGGCCCGAGCAAAGACCUUCCGGCAAAGCACGAGAGUGCACCCGCUCCUUCUCUUCCUAAGCCAGCAUUGACAGAAGAGGAGCUUGAGAAGAAGUCCACCGCCAUCAUCGAAGAGUACCUCAACAUCAAUGAUUUGAAGGAGGCGCUGCAAUGCGUGACCGAGCUCAACAGCAGCGCCUUGCUCUACGUGUUUGUGCGGCAGGGUGUGGAGGCCACGCUAGAACGCAGCACCAGUGCUCGCGAGCACAUGGGCACAUUGCUCCACAAACUCACCAGUUCGGGGACCAUGCCCGUUGCGCAGUAUUUCAAAGGACUUCUCGAGAUCCUGGAGGUCGCCGAAGACAUGGCCAUAGACAUACCUCACAUCUGGCUCUACCUGGCUGAAAUCAUCACCCCCAUGCUCCUUGAAGGCGGCAUCCCGAUGGGACAGCUCUUCAGGGAGAUCGCAAAGCCGCUCUUGCCUCUGGGGAAGGCCGACGUGCUGCUCGUGCAAAUCCUCCACUCGCUCUGCAAAGGGAUGACUUGCGGUAAGGUCGGCACCCUUUGGAAAGAGGCAGGACUGAACUGGAGCGACUUCCUGGCCAAGGAGGAAGACGUCAACAAGUUUGUCACAGAGCAGAAAGUGGAAUUCACAACAGGCAAGGAGCAGGAGUCCAAGGAGAGCACUAAGAAGUUGCUGAGUGGGGACGAGCUCAGGCAAGAGUUGGACCGCCUCCUUCGCGACAAGGCCAGCGACCAGCGGAUCAAAGACUGGGUGGAGGCCAACCUGGAUAAGCAGCAGAGCUCCUCCAACCAUUUUGUACGUGCACUCAUGACCGCCGUGUGCCAGUUGGCCAUCAUAGGAGACCCGUACAAGUUGGACUUGCCGCUGAUCAACAACAGAGCCGCCCUGCUGCAGGGCUUCCUGAGCGACGAGCAGAAAGAGCUGCAGGCGCUCUACGCCCUGCAGGCACUCAUGGUGCAAAUGGAGCAACCUGCAAACCUCCUGCGUAUGUUCUUUGACGCGCUGUACGACGCCGAUGUCAUCAAGGAGGAUGCCUUCUACAAGUGGGAGUCCAGCAAAGACGCGGCGGAGCAAAACGGCAAAGGCGUGGCCCUCAAGUCCGCCACUGCCUUCUUCAGUUGGCUGCGUGAGCCCGAUCCUGAGGAAGAGUCCGACAAGGACUCGGUUGGCCCGAACGACGAGUAGGUAGCGACUCGAGGGACGAUCUUGCCGACGAGGCAGACUCCAAAUCAAAAUCCUCAAUGAGGAAAAAUAUCUUUAUUUUUUUGUUGUUGUUGUUGAGGGAUGGACUCAGAAAACAAUCAGUUCUCUCCUCCCUUCCGCCUCUCUUCUCUUCCUUCAAUGUUCCCCACUCACUGACCUGCUCUCCUCAUGAAAUAAACUUGAAAAGUAAUUCAGCAGGAUGGCUCAUGCAGGUUGUGACAUAUUCCCGCCACAUCACUAUGAAAAUUCACCACACUGCAGACCUUUUUUUUUUUUUUUUUUUUUGACCGAUCACUGAGAUGAUUGUCAGUAGUGGUUCUUCGCCCAGCAUAACAGAAGUAUGUUUCUAAAAAGCAACAUCACCUUGUUGGCUGGCUUCCUCCCCUCCCUUUUUUUUUUUUUUUUUUUUUUUUUUCCCCUCGCCUCUUUUUUUUAAAAUUUUUUUUUUUUAUUCUUGCUGGGAUUUUAAGAGGACGGGCAAAUGCGGUGUGAUCACAAUACUUCCUCGCCAUCACGCCAACUGACUCUUGGUCUCUGUUACCUCUGCUGCGGAGGGACACUUCACCACCCAAUGGCCAUUAAAACUUGAAAUCUAUAGAAAUUGACUUGACGCGUUAUAGAAAGUUAAAGCAGAAAAUAUCCGGAAGCCUUUUUCUACAUCAAGUGGGAAACUCCUUUCUGGAGCAUUCUGUAAAUAUAUACUAAUUGAAAACAUCUUUUUUGUUUUGUGGUUAUUUUUGAAAUAAUGCAGUUGUCCGGAUGCAGAGAGGUGCUUUAGAUAAUCCUUUGAUUAUUAGUUUUAUUGGAAUUUUGUAAAUAUAUAUUUUUUUUGCUUUCUUUAUUUAAGAAAUUUUGGCUUCUUUUGCAUCGGAAACUGGAAAGAUGAGGAACAUUGCAAAUAAAGGACUUAUUAAGUUGCA
Molecule: messenger RNA, 6735 nt
Organism: Syngnathus acus (greater pipefish)
Lineage: Eukaryota; Metazoa; Chordata; Actinopteri; Syngnathiformes; Syngnathidae
Gene: eif4g1a
Product: eukaryotic translation initiation factor 4 gamma, 1a
Exons: 34
Coding region: 509-5797 (1762 amino acids)
Cellular component (GO): eukaryotic translation initiation factor 4F complex
Molecular function (GO): protein binding; translation initiation factor activity; mRNA binding
Source: RefSeq, a predicted model, not a curated record